Molecule: messenger RNA, 779 nt
Organism: Loxodonta africana (African savanna elephant)
Lineage: Eukaryota; Metazoa; Chordata; Mammalia; Proboscidea; Elephantidae
Product: placenta-specific gene 8 protein-like
Exons: 5
Coding region: 156-494 (112 amino acids)
Biological process (GO): positive regulation of transcription by RNA polymerase II
Source: RefSeq, a predicted model, not a curated record
UACAUAUAUUCUUUGUACUACAUACAGCAAUGGGAACACUGGUGGCUCUCCCAUCUCAAAACAGCUUUCACUUCUGGUGAGAUUCUUGCCCAAGCCACAGAACAUUUCCUGCUCAAAGCCUGUUUCUAAACUCCUUUUAAGGCCCUGCUUCAAAAAUGCAAGCUCCAUCAGUGGUCGUUGUAACUCAACCUGGGUGUGGUCCUCCAGCCCAAACCUCCAACUGGCACACUGGCCUGUGUGAUUGCUUCACCGACUGCGAAGUCUGUCUUUGUGGCACAUUUUGCACCUCGUUCCUUGCAAGUCAAAUUGCAAGUGACAUGAAUGAAUGCUGUCUGUGUGGAACAACAGUUGCAAUGAGGACCCUCUACCGGACCCGAUAUGGCAUUCCUGGAUCCCUCUGUAAUGACUAUUUGGUGACCAGUUGCUGUCUUCAGUGUUCUCUUUGCCAAAUAAAGAGAGACAUCAAAAGAAGGAUAGCCAUGCGUACUUUCUAAACAGCUAAUGGCAGAAAGGUCCUAUGAAGCAACUAAAAUCAGCAAACACCUCUUCAGCUUGAGCACAUCUCCACCUCUUGCAACUGAAAUAUGAUGAACAAGUGUCAUCACAAUUGUUGGGAGAAAAAUCACAUUUUUACUUAUUUUAAAUGAAUGCUGUCCCUUAGUUGUGCUAAAUGGUCCACCUUUGCUUUCCCUCACUUUCAUGCUAUCAAAUUUUCUAGCUUGUAAGUUUUGAAGAUUACAUUUGAAAUAUAAACCAAAUAAAAGAUUUUGCUAACAAGA